GUGAAGUGAGGACUGCAGGCCGCACUUCAACUGAAUGACAGCUACCACGAUUCUGAACCUGCUUGGGCGACCGCAGCUUUUGUGGGACUUGCAGCGUCCCUUCCAGGGGCUGAUAAGUAUUGGUUCCGCAACUUAGCGCCAAGCUGCACUAAAAACGGGAUGUUGUCAUGUCCCAACCUCUUUAAAUCCUGAUCUCAUGACAAAAAAUCACAUGCAACCUGCACCCGCUACACAAACACACAACAAGCAGCUGCCGUAAACCUUGGUGUUGUACGGAGUAUCAGCUUUCUGGCGCCAUCUCGCUUGGUAUUACAUAUACCGAGACACCAGCAAUCCAAUUGACAUUCACGUCGUUGACACUCAGCUCCGUGUGAACCGGGUUCCGAUCACAGAUUGACUCGGUCAAAGGUGCAAGACCAACAAUGGCGCCUCGAAUACCACGGAUGGGCGUCUUUGAGAUAGCAGAUUUUCCUUGGUUCCCCAAUUUCCUCCGAGCCUACGUUCAAGCAGGUCUCACCGCAGCCUGGACAACUCCCAUCCCCCUCCUCCAAACCUCCACCCCAGCCGAGCUCGUCGCCCGCCUCCUGCGCACCCACCUCUCCAGUGACCUCGACUCGUACACCUUCAUCGACUUUUGCGCCGGCGGCGGCGGCCCAACCCCGUCCAUCGAGCGCCACCUCAACCGCACCAUCUGCCAUGGAAAAGACAUUCCUGAAACAGAACCCGUCCAGUUCGUCCUCACAGACCUGCAUCCCCACACCGACCUCUGGGCCAAAGCGGCGUCUCAGUCCCCUUACCUGUCUUACGUCCCGGGGCCAGUCGACGCGGCGAAUGCUCCGCGGGAUUUGCUGACCAAGUACCGUACUGGUACUGGUACAAGCACAGGUUCAGCCCACGGGCAGGGCCAGGGUGGCAAGGGGAAGAAGGUGUUUCGAUUGUUUAACCUUGCCUUUCACCACUUUGAUGACGGGCUGGCGAGACGGAUACUGAGGGAUACCGUUGAGGGCGGGGGUGAUGGGCUCGGGAUCUUUGAGCUGCAGGAUCGCGGGGUGGCCGGGUUCCUGGCGUGCUGUCUGUUUGGCCUGGGAACGAUAGUCAUGGCCCCUUACUACGCUUUUUUGUGGGGGGCUCCGAUGGCGCUGUUUUGGACCUAUGUCCUGCCCGUCCUUCCGUUUGUGCUGGUCUUUGAUGGGUGGAUGUCGUGCCUGAGGACUCGGACGCCGGACGAGGUCGAGGUGUUGCUGCGCACAUGUGGCGCCGACGAGGCGGAAAUCGCCAAGUGGGAGGUCAGGAGUGGGAGUGACAUAUUCUUGUGGCCGGUAGGAAGCGUGAAUUGGGUGAUUUGCCUCAAACGGUAG
Parathielavia appendiculata is the source of this 1358-nucleotide messenger RNA. RefSeq lists its product as uncharacterized. The transcript is spliced from 4 exons. The record is from RefSeq and is a predicted model, not a curated record. NCBI's taxonomy places the organism in Eukaryota, Fungi, Ascomycota, Sordariomycetes, Sordariales, Chaetomiaceae. Bases 423 to 1358 code for a protein of 311 amino acids.